AUGCUUCCUCCUCCCUCAAACGUGGCCACUGCAUCAUCAGCGUCGGCAACCACUUCCUCUUCUGGUGGUGGUCAGCCAAAUCCAAAAUCAGUUGCACAUAUGGUGGCAUCAUCGGGUGGAGUUCAACAACAAAAUGCUGGAAAUUUAUCAUCAUUGUCCAUGUUAAGAGAUGUUCCUGGAUCAUCAUCAAAUGCUUUAUCACUGGCUAUGAAUUCAACAUCUUCGCUAAUACAAUCGGAUUCAAGCCUUCCUAGGUAUACUUCAUCACCAAAUCAAUACGAUCAAUAUUUGUCAAAAAAGAAGAGAAUAUUUAAUCAUGAGAAAUAUUUUGUGAUGGAAUCAGUAUUGAUGAAAGAUGCGAAGACCAGUGCAAAUCCUGCAAACUUGGCAAACCUUUCAAAGAUUUACUUUGUGAAUGACUUUUCCACAAAUAUGGUGCAAUUACAGCAUAUACUUCCAGAUGAAAUAGUGAAACAUAUUUUCAGUUUUAUUACAUUUCCUCUUGCUUCUUAUUUGAAGCGUUUUUUUCAUCAUCAAAAUAGACAACUUACAUAUGAUUACCAACAACUAGUUUCGGAAAGUAAGAAAGAUAAUCAACUAAUUCCUGGUUUUAUCAAGGAAAACAUAGUUCUCAUUCAGACAUGGAAGGAAAUAACAAAAUUAUUAUUCGGAAAGCGUAAAAAACAACUGAAUCAAUCAUCAUCCGCAUCAGAUAUGGACUGCACAGAGGAUCAUGCCGGAUCUAAUGUUGAAACGUCUUCAGCACCCUUCUUGUUGUGGAAAAAUCUUGAUUGUGGUAUUCAAUCAAGCUAUGAAUACGAUCAAGAAACUCCUCUCAACACGAAACAAAUAAGAACAGUGUUAUCUACAUUUACUAAUAUAAUCUCUUUUGAUUUUAGUGGAAAUACCUCGUUCAAUAAUCGAUGUUUAAAAUACCUAAUGGCCAGAAACCCAAACUUACAAAGCCUAAAUGUGAAAGUCACUAGAGUUGAUUUUGACGGCCUAAGUUACUUACUUAACAAAACCGAGAAUGGAGAGAAAUAUAACGACACAUUGAGAGAGUUAAAAUUAACAAAAUUUUUUCGAACUGGUAUUCCUUCAACAGAGUUCAACAUCUUCAGCAAGUUACGAAAAUUACAUUCUCUGGAAUUGGUUAAUCACCAACUAAACGAAUCUCAAGUAUUAUCAAUCAUUCAAGUGGACUCGGAAAAAUAUAGGCCAUUUGUACAUCUAAAUUUGAGCGGAUGUCAGAUUCCUACAGAGAUCUCUAAUGUAAAAACUAUCACCUCACUUGUACUUGAAGAUUGUAACAUCACACCAGAGUUGGCGAAGUCAUUAUUGAGCAACCUUCCUCGUCUCAAGCAUCUUGAUUUAAGCAAAAAUAACGGAUUAACGCCAGAUGUUUUUGAAAAUAUUUCACAACACGAAUCAUUAAGUCAUCUCAGGCUCACAGGAACAGAUAUUUCAGAUGAGGUUGUGAAAAAUAUUUCCAAGAAUGGAUCAAUCUCAAUUCUUGAUCUCGACUACACCAAGAUAACUAUUAAGGGUAUGAAAUAUUUGUUCGUUGCUAGCCAGGAAGACAAACUUGUUGGGAAAAUAUCCUCGUCUCUGUCUACUCUUUGUGUUCGAAAUUGUGGACUUUCUCAAAAUGAAUUGAAAAAGGAAAUUACUCUUCAAGGCAAAUCAGUCUCAAUUAAAUUAUAA
Molecule: messenger RNA, 1704 nt
Organism: Naegleria fowleri
Lineage: Eukaryota; Heterolobosea; Eutetramitea; Acrasida; Naegleriidae
Exons: 2
Coding region: 1-1704 (567 amino acids)
Source: RefSeq, a predicted model, not a curated record